GGGACCGAGACCGAGAUUAGGAUCGGGACCGGGGAGCAGGGGCAGGGGUGGAGUGUCCCGUGUCCCCGGCGCAGCGAGGGCCGCUUGCCCCGGUGGCCGCCGGCGGCGGUUCCCCGCUGCCCGCGCCGCCGGCUCCGCGGGGCCCGAGUCCCGUUCGGCGCCGCCGCAGCUCUGAGCGCAGCAGAUCCGCAGCUGCUGCAAGUCCCCGGAGCCCCGAACGGGCCGGGCUGGUGAAUGUGGGGGUGUCAGAGCUCGUGAGGCAGAAACUGAAGUUCCAGCCCCGCUGAUGUGCGCACACCCGGUACCGGGGUGAGCCGCUCCUGCUCGGUGGGUUGGUGUCACGGGCACAUCUGGACAGAUGUGCAGAGGCCGUGCUGACACCGCGGGCACGGGCUGGCAGCCCCCGAGCCCUUCCCGUGGCAUUUGCCCGGUGGUCGCGGCAGAUCCCCAGGGCUGGCUGCCGCCCGCAUCACGCAGGUGCCGCCUUGUCCCCAGAGCUGCCACUUAGACCUGAAUGCCUUUGGGUUUCGCCCGCCGAGCUGCCCGGCUGCCUUUCUCUCCUCCAGGUGGGUCAGAGAGGAGCUGUGAGCGAUGGCUGUGGCGCUGCGCUGCCUCCGUCCUCUCCCGUCCCUGCUGCUCCGUUCCUCCUUUGCCGGGGCCGGGGGGCUGCCCCGGGCUCCCGGAGGCUGCCCAGCCCCUCUCCUGGAGGGCUGCAGGCAGUGUGUCCAGCAGAUGCUGCUGAGCAGGCAGCUGGCUACCAAAAAAGCUAAAGGUAAAGGGCAGAGUCAAGCCAAAGUGAAUAUCAGUGCUGCCCUAGUUGAGGAUAUUAUCAAUUUGGAGGAAACCAAUGAAGACAUGCAGGCAGUCAUAGAAGCUCUGAAAGAAGAUUUCAGCAGAAAUCUCAGUGUUAGAACCUCACCAGGGGCCCUGGAUCACAUAACUGUGGUGACAAAAGAUGGGAAGUUUCCGCUGAACCAGCUGGGGCAGAUCUUACAGAAGUCACCGCAGCUCAUGAUAGUGAACAUGACCAGUUUUCCUGAGAGCACAGCUGCAGCUGCAAAGGCUAUAAGGGAGAGUGGCAUGAACCUGAACCCAGAGGUGGACGGGACGGUGAUUCGGGUGCCAGUUCCCAAGGUCACGAGGGAGCACAGGGAGAGCCUGGCCAAGCUGGCCAAGCAGUUCACCAACAAGUCCAAAGAGGCCCUGAGAAAGGUGAGAAGCAAAAGCAUCACUCAAGUAAAGAAGUCCAAGAACAAAGUGUCAGAAGAUACCAUCUGGCUGCUAGAAAAGCAGAUCCAGCAAAUGGCAGAUGAAGCUGCCACGGAGAUGGACAAGCUGCUGGCAGCAAAGACCAAGGAGCUGCUUGGAUAAACACCAUCCCAAUGGCCACACUGCCCCUGGAGCAGGAAUGGACUGCCACAGCCCCAGCACCCACCCCUGCCCGGGGCCAGCAGCCUUGGGGUGUGCUGCAGGGAGGGGGGAGCUCUCCCUGCUGUCCUUUAUCCAGCUGGGAACAGAAUUGGAUGAAGUGAGAUCGAAAAUAAAAUAUCAGGAAGGAGAACUGGAAACUGCUGGAGGCCCAGAGGAAGGGCUGCCCUGCUCACUUUUGUGCCCCAUCUUUACCCCACACCUUCAGCCCCCUGGAGCCAGGGCCACCCACGAGAGGAGCCUGCCUGUCCUGCUGCAAACCUCAGCAUUUAUUUCUGCUUGAAAUAAAGUCAAAACGAGGUGUGGAGCAGCAGCCUCACGACAGCCAGGUCCUGGUUGCUGUGUUCCCUUG
This is a messenger RNA of Vidua macroura (Pin-tailed whydah), 1780 nucleotides long. It is a transcript of the gene MRRF, whose product is annotated as mitochondrial ribosome recycling factor. Lineage: Eukaryota; Metazoa; Chordata; Aves; Passeriformes; Viduidae. The transcript has 6 exons. Gene Ontology annotation, biological process: translation. The record is from RefSeq and is a predicted model, not a curated record. The coding region runs from base 592 to 1371 and encodes 259 amino acids. Gene Ontology annotation, cellular component: mitochondrion. Gene Ontology annotation, molecular function: ribosomal large subunit binding.